This is a messenger RNA of Liolophura sinensis, 950 nucleotides long. RefSeq lists its product as uncharacterized. Gene Ontology annotation, cellular component: plasma membrane. The transcript has 9 exons. Lineage: Eukaryota; Metazoa; Mollusca; Polyplacophora; Chitonida; Chitonidae. The record is from RefSeq and is a predicted model, not a curated record. The coding region runs from base 1 to 837 and encodes 278 amino acids.
AUGGCUUUAAUAUUUUUUUUCGAUACUUCCGUUCAGGAGAAAAAGCAAGCUGUCUGCUUCCUCUUGGUGAUUGGUGUACACAUUGCCGCCUUGAUAUUCGCCGUGGACUCCUUCGCACAGCACGAAAAGUCGUCAUCGGCGAUGAGAAAUGAGCUCCGUCAGAGAUACGAUGGGGUGGGAGUCAACGUGUACAGCCAGAGGUUUGGUCAGCUCCAAGAGAGUUAUGAGUGUUGCGGCGUGAACGGGGUCACGGACUACACGGCCGAGUUAGAGGCGUUUGAACGUUACAAUGCUAACCUCGGGACUUUACGGAGCUUUCCGCCAAGAAGCUGUCUCGGCGCCGACGACGAAGUUUCCUCUCAGCAAGCUGUCUGCUUCCUCUUGGUGAUUGGUGUACACAUUGCCGCCUUGAUAUUCGCCGUGGACUCCUUCGCACAGCACGAAAAGUCGUCAUCGGCGAUGAGAAAUGAGCUCCGUCAGAGAUACGAUGGGGUGGGAGUCAACGUGUACAGCCAGAGGUUUGGUCAGCUCCAAGAGAGUUAUGAGUGUUGCGGCGUGAACGGGGUCACGGACUACACGGCCGAGUUAGAGGCGUUUGAACGUUACAAUGCUAACCUCGGGACUUUACGGAGCUUUCCGCCAAGAAGCUGUCUCGGCGCCGACGACGAAGUUUCCCCUCAGGGAUGUCACGAGAGUGUGAAAAACGCCUUAUACAACCUCUACGUCUCCAUCCUGGUCCUUAGUUCCGUCUCCAUAUUUUGUGCGUUACUGUUGUUUGUACUGGCCAUAUGCCUGUGUGUACGCUACAAGGAGGACGCCAUUAUCACGCAUCUUUGAUGAACAGUGACGUCACAACAGUCGUCUGCUUAACGUUCUUUCCAAUCUAGAAUUCUAAAUUCUAAAGUUUUUGUGGAAGCUUUUGUUCUGAGCCACAAACUUUUUAAAUGACA